AGCUCCGCCUCCGCCCGUUCGGGAACACCCUGAUAAAGGCAGGUGCGGGCAAGCGGCAGGACCCCAGCUCGAAGCAUCUGCCCAGGCACGGAGCCCCUGACCCCUCCCCGGCCACCCCGUGCAAAGCGGCACCCGAGGCGGGCGGCGCAGCCCGGCCGGCCGUGGCGGGGAAGGCGCGGAGCCUCCGCCGCCCGCGGAGCGCACCCGUGUCCGCGUCCCGCCGGCCGCAGCCCGCGGUCGCGCCUCUGCGAAGGGACAAGGACCUCGCCCCCCGAGGACCUCCGAAGAGGCGGGAUUUCUCCGGGAAGGGGAAGCAGGAUUUUUCUUGUGUGGCUUGGAGAUGGGGCAGGUAUCUGGAGUGGGGUUCCUCCUGGGGCUGAUGGCUCUCCCAGCGGCGCUGGGACAGAGAAGCUCGGGAAGCUCCAAAAAUAGCAGCCAGCCUCAAAGCUUUGCCAUCGUCUCUUUCCAAUGGAACCACGUCAAGGAACCUUAUAUCAUUACACUCUGGAUACUUGUGGCCAGCUUGGCCAAAAUCGUUUUCCACUUGUCCCACAAAGUCACUCGUGUGGUUCCAGAGAGUGCUCUCCUGAUUGUUCUUGGUCUCGUCCUCGGUGGCAUUGUAUGGGCAGCGGACCACAUUGCCUCCUUUGCCCUGACACCAAUUGUAUUUUUCUUCUAUCUGCUGCCCCCCAUUGUUUUGGAUGCUGGAUAUUUUAUGCCAAAUAGACUGUUCUUUGGAAAUCUCGGUUCCAUCCUUUUGUAUGCUGUCAUUGGGACAGUCUGGAACGCUGCCACAACCGGUUUAUCUCUCUAUGGUGUCUAUCAGACAGGAAUAAUGGGCCAUCUGAAUAGUGGACUGCUAGACUUCCUCCUGUUUGGCAGCUUAAUUGCCGCUGUGGAUCCUGUAGCUGUUCUGGCAGUGUUUGAAGAAGUCCAUGUCAAUGAAGUUCUAUUCAUCAUUGUUUUUGGAGAAUCGCUUCUGAAUGAUGCUGUAACUGUGGUGCUGUACCAUGUGUUUGAGACUUUUGUCGCAAUAGGUCCAGAGAAGGUGACAGGAAUUGAAUGUGUCAAAGGCGUAGUGUCAUUCUUUGUGGUGAGCCUGGGUGGGACACUGGUUGGCAUUUUCUUUGCGUUCCUGCUCUCAUUGGUCUGUCGUUUCACCAAGCACGUGAGAAUCAUUGAACCUGGAUUUGUGUUUAUCAUUUCCUACCUGUCCUACCUCACAGCAGAGAUGCUUUCUCUUUCUUCUAUCCUUGCGAUAACUUUCUGUGGCAUCUGCUGUCAGAAAUAUGUCAAGGCUAAUAUAUCUGAACAAUCUUCUACAACUGUAAGAUAUACUAUGAAAAUGAUGGCCAGCGGAGCAGAAACUAUUAUCUUCAUGUUCCUGGGAAUUUCAGCUGUAAAUCCAGACAUCUGGACUUGGAAUACAGCUUUUAUUCUCUUGACUCUGGUCUUCAUCUCAGUAUAUAGAGUUAUUGGUGUAGUUUUACAGACAUGGAUUCUUAACCACUACAGAAUGGUCCAGUUGGAGAUAAUAGACCAGGUGGUGAUGUCAUAUGGUGGACUACGUGGAGCAGUAGCUUUUGCUCUGGCUGUACUUCUGGAUGACACAAAAGUGAAAGAGAAAAACCUGUUUGUCAGCACUACUAUCAUUGUCGUGUUUUUUACUGUUAUCUUCCAGGGACUGACUAUCAAGCCUCUGGUACAGUGGCUGAAAGUGAAGAAAACUGAACACAGAGAGCCUAAACUGAAUGAGAAACUUCAUGGCAGAGCCUUUGAUCACAUUCUUUCUGCUAUAGAAGACAUUUCUGGACAAAUAGGACACAAUUAUCUGAGAGACAAGUGGUCCAAUUUUGAUAGGAAAUUCCUCAGUAAAGUACUGAUGAGAAGGUCUGCUCAAAAAUCAAGGGACCAGAUCCUUAAUGUUUUCCAUGAACUCAACUUGAAGGAUGCAAUUAGCUAUGUGGCUGAGGGAGAACGUAGAGGUUCCUUGGCAUUUAUACGUUCUCCAAGUACAGAUAACAUGGUAAAUGUGGAUUUCAGCACCCCACGCCCAAGUACGGUGGAAAGCUCCGUCUCUUAUUUGCUGAGAGAAAAAGCUGGACCAGUUUGCCUUGAUAUGCAAGCUUUAGAGCAGAGGAGGAAAAGUAUCCGGGACACAGAAGACACAGUUGCUCAUCACACCCUACAACAGUACCUGUAUAAACCCAGGCAGGAGCACAAACACCUGUACAGUCGACAUGAGAUCAUGCACAGUGAAGAUGACAAACAAGACAAGGAGAUUUUCCAUAGGACAAUGAGGAAGCGCUUAGAAUCUUUCAAGAGUACCAAACUAGGAAUAAACCAUUCCAAGAAGCUCAAUAAAAUCCACAAGCGAGACCGGGGCCAAAAAAGGCGAAACAGCAGUGGCAUACCAAAUGGAAAAAUACCUUCAGAAAAUCCAGUACAAGAUUUUACUUUGAAGGAAAAAGAUUUUGAGUUUUCUGAAUCAGAAGAAAAUAACGAUUAUGAAACUUUGCAUCUAGGCAAAGGAGUUGAUUUCCUGGCUAAUGUAACGAAGCAAAAUUUCACAGAUGCUCCUACUGGAAUUGAUAACCCAGUAUUUUCAGUCGACGAUGAUCAAAGCAUCUACAUGAAGUUUUCACCAUGGUUAUCUAGUGAAGAUACUGUGGUACCAUCACAAAGGGCCCGAGUGCAGAUCCCAUAUUCUCCAAACAACUUCAGACGGCUCACUCCAUUCCGGCUCAGCAAUAAAUCAAUAGAUUCCUUCCUGCUAGCAGAUGGCCCAGAGGACCGACCCAGAUCUUUUCUCCCAGAGUCAACACAUAUGUGAUAUGGACCAUGAUGUUGAAAUGACAGAAUACUCCUCUUCAGAUGACCAACUAAACCAAAACCAAAAUAUUUCGGUGACUCCCCUC
Molecule: messenger RNA, 2918 nt
Organism: Phalacrocorax carbo (great cormorant)
Lineage: Eukaryota; Metazoa; Chordata; Aves; Suliformes; Phalacrocoracidae
Source: RefSeq, a predicted model, not a curated record